UAAACCACUUUUCCGCUCAUGUGACAGCGGCCUCGACCAAUCGCCUCGGGGGAGCUCGGCCGCUCAGCCAAUCACAAGCUAGCAAACUCGGGCCGGAGCCGUCGCCAGCCCGUCGCGUCGCUUUUUUGCUCGACUCCUAACCUCUCACAGCUUUUUUUCCAGUUGAAACAUUUUCAAUUUGGGCAAACGAGACUUCCAAAAGUGAACUUCGCCGCGAGGGUUUGGCCGCCCGACACCCUCCGGCGCCAUGCCUCUGGUCACCAGGAACAUCGAGCCGCGGUACGUGUGCCGCCAGCCCAUCCCUACCAGCAUCCACAGCGAGCUGGAAUGCGUCUCCAACAACAGCCUGGCCGCCGUCAUCCGCCAGCUCGGCUGCCUCAGCAAGCAAGCCGAGGACGUGUUCCAGGGGCUGUUCAAGGAGGCCAGCGAUUUCUCCGUCCGGGUGGAGGCGCUCGGGGAUCGCGUGGACAGCCUGCAAUUGAAAGUCACCCAGCUGGACCCCAAAGAAGAAGAAGUGUCUUUGCAGGCCAUCACCACCCGCAAGGCGUUCCGCAGCAGCCUGACGCAGGACCAGCAGCUGUUCACCCGGCCGUCGCUGCCCAUGCCCGUGCAGGACAGCUACGUCACGUGCGACCCGCCGCCGCCCCUCAACCUGCUCAGCUCGUACCGCGAUGACGGCAGACAAGCUCUGGACUUCUACACGAAUCCCUCCUACUUCUUUGACCUGUGGAAGGAGAAAAUGCUCCAGGACACCAAGGACAUCAUGAAGGAGAAACGCAAGCACAGAAAGGAGAAGAAAGAUCACCUGAACCAGCGGACCCUCAACCCGCGCAAGAUCAAGACCAGGAAGGAGGAGUGGGAACGCCGCAAGAUGGGCGAAGAGUUUGUGGUGCCCAAGAACGACAUGAUGAACUCCUUGGAGGGCCUGAACGGCAGCCUGGGAUCCGGCGACGAAGGCCUGGAUUUGAGCACAGGCUCCUACGCGUACGACCCGGCGCCGCCGCCCGGGCCCGACGACUUCCUGCCUCCGCCGCCCCUGGACAUGUCGUACACCGACAACCACUACGUGGGGGCCAACCAGAAGCGCGUCAGCGUCCUGAGCCCCAGCCACCCCCCUCCGGCUCCCCCCGUGGCCUCCCCGACUUCCAACUCUCGCCCCCACCUCUCCCCUCCCCCCGCCCCUCCUCCCCCGCCGCCGCUCUCCGGUUUCGCAGCGCCGCCCCCUCCCGCCACCUUCGACGGGCCCCCUCCCCCUCCCCCCCUCUCUUCCCCGGGCCCCUUCUCGUCACUCCCCGACCCGCCGCGUCCGGCGCCGCCCCCUCCUCCCCCGCCGCCCGUGCCCACCGGCGGGGUCCACGCCCCUCCCCCUCCGCCGCCGCCCCCUCCUCCCGGCCCGCUGCCGCCGGCCUCCGGCGUCCCCGCUCCCCCUCCUCCUUCUGCCGCGCCGCCGGCGCCGUCCAAACAGCAGCCGGCCCCCGAGGGCGACGCCCGCAGCGACCUCCUGCAGGCCAUUAGACAAGGCUUCAACCUGCGCAAGGUGGAGGCCCAGCGCGAGCAGGAGAAGCGCGACGACCACUUCGGCAACGACGUGGCCGCCAUCUUGUCCCGCCGCAUCGCCGUGGAGUGCAGCGACAGCGAGGACGACUCGUCCGAGUUCGACGACGACGAGUGGUCCGACUGAGCCCGCCCCCCUCCCUCGCCGUCAGGUCAGCGGGGAAGAAAAGUCGCACGUUGUCACAAUUUUGCAUUCCUUUCGCUUGUUUUCUAUUUAUCAAAUUCAUAUUUGUUUGCGCCUUCACGUCGUCUUUAAGAAGGUCUCUUUCUCUGUCGGCACGGCAACCAUUUAUAAUCCGUUAGAAAUAUUACAGAGCAGAAUUCAGUGGUAACUAAUGGGGAAGUUAUGAGCACAACUCAAAAUGCACGACUUGGCGUGGAAGUGGCCCGGUAAAAAAAAUUAAAAAAUAGCGAGGACCAUCUGCUUAUCAAGUGCCUUUACCAAAAAGAAAAAUAUACAUAUAAAUAUAUAUAAUUUUAAAUGUUUUCACAAGCGGAUCAUUUUUUCAAAGUUAUGAUUUCAAUUGUACUUUUUUUUUUUAUGCUCCCAAAGUCUAUAAUUUUGUCUAUCUAAAAAGAAUAAUAAAUUUUGCAUAAUUUA
Molecule: messenger RNA, 2155 nt
Organism: Syngnathoides biaculeatus (alligator pipefish)
Lineage: Eukaryota; Metazoa; Chordata; Actinopteri; Syngnathiformes; Syngnathidae
Gene: wasf2
Product: WASP family member 2
Biological process (GO): actin cytoskeleton organization; positive regulation of Arp2/3 complex-mediated actin nucleation
Cellular component (GO): cytoskeleton
Molecular function (GO): actin binding; protein kinase A regulatory subunit binding; Arp2/3 complex binding
Source: RefSeq, a predicted model, not a curated record